Ipomoea nil (Japanese morning glory) is the source of this 3393-nucleotide messenger RNA. RefSeq lists its product as uncharacterized. Bases 1 to 3393 code for a protein of 1130 amino acids. The transcript has 4 exons. The record is from RefSeq and is a predicted model, not a curated record. NCBI's taxonomy places the organism in Eukaryota, Viridiplantae, Streptophyta, Magnoliopsida, Solanales, Convolvulaceae. Gene Ontology annotation, molecular function: nucleic acid binding; RNA-DNA hybrid ribonuclease activity.
AUGGUUGAUCGGUCACAUGCUGAACGUUUACGAGUCAAGUUAGGUUUUGAUGGUCUUUUCUGUGUGGAUAGUGAUGGUGUGAAGGGUGGUAUAGCGUUGUUGUGGCGAAGAAAUAAUACAGCUAGUCUGCUCAGCUAUUCGGAUAAUCAUGUGGAUAUUGAGGUCAGUAUGCAUGGCUUUCCUAAAUGGCGAAUGACUGGUUUUUAUGGGUUGGCACAGCGACCCAGACGUGAGGAAUCAUGGGGAAAGUUACGAUCUUUGGCUACCAAGUCUAACCUGCCUUGGGUAGUAGAUGGGGAUUUUAAUGACCUUCUUUCUCAGCACGAGAAACGAGGAGGAAACCCACACCCUGAUAGGCUCCUACGCGGUUUUGGGGAUACUAUUGAGGAGUGUGGCCUAUCUCAGAUGGCUAUGCAGGGAUAUCCGUUUACAUGGGAGAGGGGAAAAGGAACGGCUGACUGGAUAGAGGAACAUUUGGAUAAAGUAUUGGCCUCGGAUGAGUGGCGCGAGAUUGUUGCAGGAGCCAGAGUAUCUAAUCUUUUAACCCGCAAGUCGGAUCAUUCGGCUCUCUUUCUAAGCAUCCAUGACUCCGUAGGGAGGGGUGGGGCUAGUAGGAGGGGUUUCCGUUUUGAGAAUGCAUGGUUAUAUGAUGAGGGAUGCCGGGGUGUUGUGGAAAAAGCAUGGGAUGAAGGAAAGGACCGUGGACUGCAGGAUUGCAUAAAAUUCUGUGGCUCUCGGCUAUCUCGGUGGGGGGGUGACAGGUUUCAUAUGUUUGGAGAGAAAAUUAUGAGUUUGCGGAAAGAGCAGCUGCGUCUGAGAGGAAAAACGGAUCCAGCCUCGUUAGCUGAAUUCCGGUCAUUGGAGGAACGAUUAUGCCGAACAGAGACACGGGAGGAUGCAUUCUGGAGACAACGAGCUAAGCAACACUGGCUCAAGGGUGCCGAUGCCAAUACAAAAUUCUUUCACAGCUUCCCAGCAACUCUGAAUGAAACGGAUGUGGUAUUGAUCCCGAAAAAGCAAAACCCGGAACGAGUAUCUGAUCUUAGGCCAAUUGCGUUGAGUAAUGUGAUAUACAGGGUAAUGGCAAAGAGUGCGUUUAUACCCGAUAGGCUUAUAACGGAUAAUAUCUUGCUAGCAUCGGAGGUUGGCCAUUAUUUGCACAGGAAACAGUGUGGUGUUGUUGGAUGGGCUGCACUAAAAUUAGAUAUGGCAAAGGCAUAUGAUCGAAUGGAGUGGUCGUUCCUACAUGGGAUGCUUGUGGCCAUGGGUUUUGAUAAAAAAUGGGUGGAUUUGAUUAUGUUAUGUGUGUCUACUGUAUCGUACAGGUUUUUAAUUAAUGGCUCUCGUACUGAUUCAGUUACACCUACUCGUGGAUUGAGGCAGGGGGACCCAUUGUCUCCGUAUCUAAUUAUUAUCUGUGCAGAGGGACUCUCUAUGAUGUUGCAACAGGCACAAUUGAAUAAUAGUAUUCAUGGAUGUAGAGUGGCUCGGGGAGCUCCCCCAAUAUCCCAUCUCUUCUUUGCGGAUGACAGUUUGUUGUUCUUUAAGGCCAAUUUGCAGGAAGCAAGUGUGAUAAAAGGAUGCCUAACGGCAUAUGAGAAGUUGUCAGGACAAGCGGUAAACUAUCAUAAAUCCAGUAUUUGUUAUAGCAAAAAUACUAUUGAGGAGGACAGAGGCAUGGUGGCGCAGGAACUGGGGGUGUUGCAAGCCCCAAAUUUUGGUAAAUAUCUGGGGCUUCCGUCGUUUAUUGGUAGAAAUCGAAAGGCAGCUUUCUCGUAUAUUGAGGAAAAGAUUAAACAGAGAAUUGGUUCAUGGAAUAAGAAGUAUUGGUGGAACUCAGGCACUAAUCAGGGAAUACAUUGGAAGGCAUGGGAUAAAUUAUGCAUCCCUAAGAAAUAUGGAGGUUUGGGUUUUAAGGAACUCAGGGCAUUUAAUUUGGCAAUGUUGGGAAAGCAGGCAUGGCGUUUACUCACAAGGCCAGAAUCCCUAGUGGCACGUAUUUAUAAGGCCAGGUAUUAUCCGAAAGAUACUUUCUCAGAGGCACAUCUUGGGAAUAAUCCAAGUUUUUGUUGGCGAAGUAUUAUGGCAGCAAAAAGCAUGGUUUGUACUGGUGUGAGGCGGAGGAUAGGGAAUGGCAAGGAUACGAAAAUAUGGGAUCAUCCCUGGCUGCAGGAUGAGCAGAAUCCAAUGAUUCAAACAGAAAUGUCACCACAACUGCUUAAUGCACGAGUUUUUGGAUUAAUUGACCAAGAGACGGGGACAUGGGAUACUUCCAUUUUAACGGAUAUUUUUGUGCCAGAAGAUGUACCCAGAAUUCUGAAAAUUCCCAUAUCACCAGAUUAUGAAGAUACGUGGUAUUGGCAUGAUGACCCAAGAGGAUUGUAUUCUGUAAAAAGUGGUUAUAAGUGUAUUGUUGGCAGGUAUGAUAAUACGAUUAAUCUCUUUAAUAAAUGGCAAGUGUUAUGGAAGCUCAAAAUCCCCCCAAAAUGGAAAACCUUUCUAUGGAGAGCUUUGAGUGACAUUCUUCCCACUACUAUGAAUCUGCGAAACAAGAGAGUUGAUAUUGAGCCUAGUUGUGCUAUGUGUGGAGUGUUAUAUGAAGAUACCAUGCAUGCCCUGGUCACGUGUGACUAUGCCAAGGCUGUAUGGGGGCAAGCUAACCUCCCAAUCCCUGUUAUCCAGACGAAUAUUUUUAAUGAAUGGUUUAAUAUGAUUUUGGAUAAUUUGGACACUGAUGGUCUGGUGUAUGCAGCUGCAAUCUUAUAUCAUAUUUGGAGAGCAAGAAACAAUGCCGUUUGGGACGCCUAUAUGCCAAUGCCGAAGAAGACUCUAAGGACGGCCACCAUCACGAUGAAGGCAUGGUGUGCCGUGCACCGUGGAACCGAAAACACCCCUGCACCGCCGCACACCAAUACAGUCAUGGCCACGCCAGGGCAACACACUCGCAGGUGUUAUGUGGAUGCGAGUUAUCACCAUGCCACGAAUACGGCCUCGGUAGGUGCAGUUCUUUUGAAUGGAAACGGACAAUAUAUUUCUGCCUAUGUCUCUUCACUUCCAAAUUGUUUCUCGUCUCUUAUGGCGGAAGCACUGGCAUGCAAGGAAGCUUUGUCUUGGCUAAAGAAUCGUGGAGAGGAAAGCUUGGAACUACUCACGGACUGUUUAACGGUCAAACAAUACCUAACUACUUCAGCUAGUACCGAUCGAUCAUAUGUUGGCUACGCAAUAGAUGGUUGGAGGAAUUUAAUUAAUUCUUUACUUUCUUGUUUAGUUGUUUUUGUUCCUAGAUCAGAAAACUAUUUAGCACAUGCUUUAGCUACUUCAGUUGUUAGUCAAACUUCAGCUAUGUACUGGGAUGCGAACCCACCAGCACAAAUCUCGCAUUAUUUUGAAUAA